Messenger RNA from Beta vulgaris subsp. vulgaris (sugar beet), 4002 nucleotides. RefSeq lists its product as uncharacterized. The record is from RefSeq and is a predicted model, not a curated record. NCBI's taxonomy places the organism in Eukaryota, Viridiplantae, Streptophyta, Magnoliopsida, Caryophyllales, Amaranthaceae. The coding region runs from base 1 to 4002 and encodes 1333 amino acids. The transcript has 2 exons. Gene Ontology annotation, biological process: telomere maintenance; DNA repair. Gene Ontology annotation, molecular function: DNA helicase activity.
AUGCCAACAGCAGCGCUGACUUUGCCUCCAGUAGAAUGCUGUUCUAAGUGCUCAGCAAUUAGAUUUAUUUUUGAACCGCUUGGAUUUUGUUGUUCAGAUGGUGAAGUUGAGAUUGCAUCCAAUUCAUUCCCAUCAGAACUCAUUCGACUCUUCACUUCCCUAGAUGAUGAUGCUGUGCACUUUAGAACAUAUGCACGCCUUUAUAAUAACCUCUUUGCUUUCAGUUCUCUCGGUGGCGACUUUGAUUCAUGCACUCAAAAAGGCAUUUACGUAUUCAAGUUACAUGGCCAAAUCUAUCACUUUAUACCAAAUCUGUUACCUACAAACGAUAACCCAAAAUUCUUACAACUAUACUUCUAUGAUGCUCAGCAUGAAUCAGAAAAUCGUUUGAAUCUGUUCCCUGAAUUGAGGGCUGAUGUGAUCGCUAUUUUGAUGGAAAUCAUGCAGCACAACCCCUAUGCUAAAUUUUUCAAAUCCCUUCGCGAACUUGAUGUUGCGGAGGAUACAGAAAUACGAUUAAACAAAGAUCAUGUGCUUGACCAGCGCGUAUAUAAUGCUCCAACUGCUGAAGAGGUCGCUGUAAUAUGGGCCGAGGAUUCUGCAACCAGCGUGACUGGUGGGCCCCAUAUUAUUGUCCAUGGUAAGGCUGAACGUGAGCACAGGAUCAUGCACUAUUAUGGCUGUUAUGAUCCGCUGCAGUAUCCCCUCCUUCGGCCCUACGGUGAUUGUGGUUGGCAUCACGGUCUUAAAAAAACAGGCAGUGGUGGACGUAGGCAGCGUGCGCUUGCUCAGCAAAACUUCGCUGCAGCAUUAGCGACGGAUGUAGAUACCUUCUUAGCUGGUGUAGCUUCGGUUGCGGCGCAGGUUAAAACGAGUAGAACCCAUAUUUCUUGCAGGGCAUAUUAUGCAUAUCUUCUGCAAAUGCGUUCUCGUAACUACAUUUUGCGAGCGUGUCGGUUAUUCCAACAAUUCAUUGUUGAUAUGUAUGUGAAGCUUGAAAACACCCGUUUGGAUUUUUUUAGGCACAACCAAGCAACAAUUCGGGCAGAGUUGUAUCAAGGCAUUUUGGAUUGCAUUGAAGGUGGCGAGAAUAGUGGAGCUAAUGUGGGUCAUAGAGUUAUUCUGCCGCCUACCUUCCUUGGUGGCCCCCGUGACAUGAAGCGGCGUUACUUAAAUGCACUGACUCUGGUGCAACGAUAUGGCAAGCCUGAUCUAUUUAUUACAAUGACAUGUAAUCCAAACUGGCGAGAGAUAAAGGCCUGUCUUGCUCCAGGUGAAUUUGCCCAACUACGGCCAGAUAUUGUUGCCCGUGUUUUUCGUGCGAAGUUGCUCAACUUGAAAAAAAUGCUUGUCGAGGACAGUGUUUUGGGUGAGGUUGCAGCAUACACGUAUGUUGUUGAAUUCCAAAAACGCGGUUUACCACAUGCACACUUAUUGCUUAUUAUGAAGCCAUCUUACAAAAUCAAAGAACCUGAUGCAUUUGACAAGUUUAUAAGUGCUGAAAUUCCUGAUGAGAGCAACCCUCACUUGCGGAGAAUAGUUUUAAGCCACAUGAUGCAUGGCCCAUGUGGAAAAGCUAACACCGAAUGUCCUUGUAUGAAACACAAAAGUAGCCCAGGAACAUGCAAGUAUGGGUAUCCAAAGGCAUUUAGAGAAGAAACGAGUACACAUGAAAAUGGUUUUCCGCUUUACAGGCGGAGAAAUAGUGGCCAAAAUCCUAUCAUCCGCAAGUUCGCCAUGGACAAUAGAUGGGUUAUCCCAUAUAAUCCUUACCUCUCCGCUCUCUUUGAUUGUCAUUUAAAUGUUGAAGUUUGCUCAACCAUCCAAGCAGUGAAAUACAUAUACAAGUAUGUUUACAAAGGGCAUGACAAAAUUUCAUUUGCUGUGUCAAAUCAAAAAGAAUCAAAACCAGUUGAUGAAAUUACACAAUUCCAAACUGGUCGUUGGGUCUCGCCGUGUGAGGCUGCAUGGAGAAUUUUUUCAUUUGAUCUGUUUGAAAUGUAUCCUCCUGUGCUCCCCCAUCAAGUUCAUUUGCCCAAUGCACAAACAGUCCAGUUCAAUCCCACGGAACAACUUGCUCGCAUUGUGGCAAGUGAUGCAAGGUCUCGAACAUCGCUCACCGAGUUUUUCAAAGUAAAUGCAGCUGAAAACGGUGCAGCCCAGUUAUUAUACUCAGAGUUUCCAGAACAUUACGUGUGGACUGCUUCUGCAAAAACAUGGACUAAAAGAAUCCACAAAAGAUUUGUUGUUGGCCGUUUAAUAUUUGUUGUUCCAGCAGAGGGUGAGCGAUACUUCCUACGCCUUCUUCUAGCUAAUGUACGUGGACCUAAGUCAUUUGAUGACCUGCGAACCGUCGAUGGUCACCUAUGUGCAACAUUCCAAGAAGCAGCAUUAAAAUUAGGCUUACUUGAAGAAGAUGAUUCCAUUAUCAGGUGCAUGGAAGAGGCAUCUGGUGUUGAGAUGACAAGUGCAUUGCGCGGUUUGUUCACGACAAUCUUAAUAUUUUGUAAGCCUAGCAACCCUCUGGCCUUGUGGCACCAGUUCUACAGUAACCUAUCUGAGGACUUCGCGCGGAAGUUCCCACACGAAAAGGCUAAAAUUGCGCUACUAACUAUAAAAGCAGUUGAACAGCUCCUUGAAGAUAUGGGGAAAACUUUGGAAGAUUUUGAUCUGCAUGGUUUGAAGGGGUCUGAAAGUGAUGAGAUCAGAAGAACUAAAGAUAUUGUUGAUGCACUUGAUGCACCAAUACCAGAUGAGUACAAAGAAGCACGCGUGCAUUUGAAUUGCAAGCAACAGGAGGCAUUUAAUUCUAUUAUGGAACACAUUCAAAGGGGGGAAGCUGCCACCUUCUUUGUAGACGGCCCAGGAGGAACGGGCAAGACGUACCUUUAUCAAGCACUGUAUGCAGAAGUACGUUUGAUGAACAAAAUUGUACUACCUGUAGCAACGUCAGGUAUUGCUGCAGCAAACAUAGUCACUGGACGAACUGCUCAUUCACGGUUUAAAAUACCUCUUGAUCAUACUGUUUCGAAGGCUUGCAACGUGUCCAAGCAAAGCGGACUUGCAGCGCUUAUAAAAGAAACUUCGUUAAUCAUUUGGGAUGAGUCUUCAAUGGCUCGGAAGGAAAACAUAGAAUCGCUGGACCUACUGUUGCGAGACUUAUAUGAUCCCAAUGUUCCAUUUGGAGGAAAAGUUGUUGUCUUUGGUGGUGAUUUCCGUCAAGUUUUGCCUGUCGUGCCACAAAAAACUCAAAAUGAAGUUGUUGAAGCUAGCCUUGUGUCAUCUACAUUGUGGUCCACAUUUACGCGCUUUAGCCUCACCGAAAAUAUGCGUGCACGAGAAGAUCAGGCAUUCUCUGAAUUCUUACUUGAUCUUGGGAAUGGAUCGCUUCAAACUGCUGAAGUUGCAUCUAUUCGAAUACUGCCACAGAUUGUUCUUCCAUUUGAUGCGAAUCCCAAUUGUGUGGGUGAGCUUGUAAGAAGCGUCUUCCCAGAGAUCAGUGUAGGUCCAUUUCCUGACAAUUUCUUUACAGAUCGAGCUGUUUUAACUCCUAUGAAUGAAGAUGUUGAUGGAGUGAACAACGAUCUGAUAGCCAAGUUUCCUGGAGAGUCAGUUGUCUACAAGAGUUUUGAUAUGAUUCUUGAUGAUGCUUGCAACAUGUAUCCAACAGAGUUCCUAAACACCCUCUGUCCAGGCGGUAUGAGUCCGCAUGAAUUAGUCUUGAAAGAAAACAGCCCGGUUAUUCUACUGCGAAACCUUGCUCCAGCUGCUGGUUUGUGCAAUGGUACACGAUUGAUUUGUAAGCGCUUUCUUCCAAAAAUUAUUGAAUGUGUGAUAAUUACUGGUCAUCACAAAGGUGAGUAUGUGUUCUUGCCCCGCAUCAAUCUCAGGCCAUCCAUAUCAGCUAACUACCCUUUCCAAUUCCAAAGAAAACAGUUUCCUAUAAAGCUCAGUUUUGCAAUGACUAUUAACAAGUCACAAGAAGAGGGUACAAAACACUAG